ACCUAUAUGAGCUGGCGUUAUCAUCUGAGCGGCAGCAUUUUCCAUUCGAUUGUGACAAGCAGCGGACGACCGUCGCCCGUUCCGUUUGCCCGAUAGAUCAGAUCCCCGCCGUGAGAUCUGUCCACCCCAUCCAUUCCCAAACGUCUCGUCUCGACUCGUCGCGGAUAUCAUAUUUGUUUUUGUUGUUUUUUUUUUUUUUGAUUCCCCUAUCAUCGUCACCCCGCCCCCUCGAAAAGAAAAACGAACGCGCAUAAACAACCGUAAACAAUCCUUUUGUGAAGUGCGAAAUAUAUCUUUGAAUUUUUUUGUUCAAGUGAGAUUUUCCAAAGGAUAAUCAAACAGCAACAACACCAUCUGGUCAGCUCUAUCCUCCACUGGCAUGAUGCUGCUACGUUUGACCUUGCUGGCAACGGUCUGCUUCUGCGCCGCCCAGGCAGUGCUCAAUGGCAAGGAGCUGAAGCGCCGUGAGGCAGGCUUUGACACAUACGGACCACCGCCCCGGCCGGCACCACAGUACGGACCACCGCCACAGCAGCAGCACCAGCACGUGCCCCACCGCGAGUACGGGGUGCCGCAGCAGAUACCCUUCCGGGAGUAUGGACCGCCGGCCCUGAAGUACGGACCCCCGAAGCUCAAUUUCCUGGGCGGUGGGGGCGGCGGCGGCGGCGGCGGUGGCUCCAGCCUGCAUGAACAGAUCAAGACGCAUUUCGGUGUGCCCAAGCCGUUCUACGGACCACCCCAUAUCCAGCACAAGCCGGCACCACAGUACGGACCACCCAAGCAGCAGUACGGCCCGCCGCCACCGCGGCCCGCCCCUCAGUACGGCCCACCACCACAGCCUGCACCGCAGUACGGCCCACCCCCUUCGCCUCAGUACGGGCCCCCACCGCCGCUGAAGAUCCAGCACCGACCGUCGCCGCAGUACGGGCCACCGAAACCCCAGUACGGACCACCCCCACCACCCCAGCACCUGCCGUCGCCCCACUCGGGGCCCCUGUUCAAGCCCGCCCACCAGCCGGCCAGCUCCUAUGGACCGCCCGCCUCGGGACCCUUGAAUCUGCCGCCCAAGCCCCACUACGACGCCCCGCCGCCCAAUUAUGGACCCCCACCGCUGCCCAUCUCGCUGCCGGGACCACAGCCGGCGAGCUUCAACCGAGUGCCAGAGACGACGAUCAUCCUCACAUCCGGCGGAGGCGGCGGCGGAGGACACCAUGGACAGCAGGGACCUGGUGGACCCAGUGGACCUAGUGGACCGAGCGGCCCAGGCGGCCCAUUGAGUCAAGUGCAGAUCCAAAUUGAUGCCUCGGGGCACACACACAGCGUCAGUGGCUCCCAGGCGCCCUUCCACACGGCCUGCGACGGCUGGAAGCCCAUCCCGGCCCCGAUUGGAGCCUACGUGGAGCAGAAUCACAUCGAAACGCAAGGCGGCUACAGCCACGUGGCCCAGGGGCAUGGCGGCUUCGGUACUCAGUACAGUGGUGGGGCAGGAGCAGGAGUGGGUGCCACCGGAGGUGGCAGCAUCAUCGACGGCCUGUCCGAUGAGCAGCUGGUGGCCGUGGCCUUGCAGGGCGGCAACGAUGGUGGUAAUCUAAUCACAGGACCUGGGGCUGGACACCUGAACUCCAUCGAAUCGGAAGCUCUCCAGCUGUCCAUUGGAUCCCUGGAUGAUUCGUACUCGAAGCCACCGUCGGACUCCUUUGCUCCGGGAUCUGUGCACGCCCAGAAAUAUCAGACGAUUGGCUCCGGUCCCGGUCACGGACCUCCACCCCCACCCAGUGGAAACUAUGGACCCCCACCCAACGGAAACUUCGGACCCCCUCCCAAUGGAAACUUUGGACCUCCACCGCCGCCAAAUGGAAACUACGGGCCGCCACCACCGCCCAACGGAAAUUACGGUCCACCGCCGCCGCAAUUUGCGGCUCUGACUAGCAGCAGCAGCCACGCCCAAUCGAACAGCCAGUCCCAUUCGAAUGUAAACAUCCAGUACGGUCCGCCCUCGGGUAACCCACAGCCGUUCCCCCAGCACGGAGCCGGGCAGCCCAACAAACCGGUAGCCUAUCGCCCACCAGUGCCCGCGGGGCUCCUGGAGUCGAUUGGAGCCACUGUCCAGCACUUGGACCAAUUUGGUGUGAAGCCAGCCCAGCAGCCACAGACGUACAUACCCCCCGCUGCCAACGAGAUACCCGUGGGAGGUGGUGCACCAUUGCCCGCACCACAGGCCUUGUACCAGCCACCCCCGCCACCACAGGGUGCUCCUCCACAGGUGAUUGUGCAGCAACAGCUGCCACAGCCACAAGCAGGACCCGCGUUCAUUCACCAGAAACCUGGAGCCCUGCAGCAGUAUGGUCCUCCCGGACCGCCACCACCGCCAGAGCCGCAAUAUCUGCCACCCCCACCGCCAGUGGCGAAUGUCCGUCCCCUCGGACCACCACCGCCGCCAUCGCAGCAGUACCUGCCACCACAGUUCUUCCAGCAACAGCAGCAGCAGCAGCAGCAGCACCAACACCACCAGCACUCUGAGAACAGCUACAGUGCCUCGCAAUUCCAGCAACAGUUUGUCCAGAACCAGGGACUGCCCCUGCCACAGCAGGCGCCGCGUUUCAAUCAGAUUCCCCAGCAGCAACAGCAACAGCAACAGCAACAGCCCAUCAUUGUCCAUGAUUGCGGACAUGGACCCAAUCUUGUGAGCAGCAAUGGUUACCAGGUGCAACAGCAGCAGCAACAGCAACAGCAGCAGCAGAUCCAGCAGCAGUUUGGCAGCAUCUCGGCGGCAUCCGCUGGGGCAUACAACGCCAUUGCCCAGAGCAUUCCCGUGGCCGAGCAGCAUACACAGUUUUUGACGGGUCCCGCCGACAGCUACGGACCACCGCCAUCUGGCAAUGACUUGGACUACGAUCAUGCGGGAUAUGCCUCGCAGAAGAACUCGGUGGCGGCAUUGCCCGAUGGCACGGAUCCCCAGCAGCUGCCCGGUCUGGAUGGCCUCAAUGUGAUCUCCGCCCAGAAAUCGCAGAGCAUUCAACUUGGCAACGGACAGCAGCCCCAGCAGAACUUCCAGGUGCAGUUUGGCGGAUCCCUGAGCCAGGGAGGCAACGGUAAUGGCAACGGUCCUCAGGGCAAUGCCGGUGGAGAGCAGAGUGCCAAUCACGAGGAGAUCCUCUCGCAGGGUCUGCUCCAGUCCAUUCUUACGGCCAUCGAGCAGCCCCAGAACCAGAACCAGAACCAGCAGCAGUCAUCGUUGCCGCAGAACCACAAGGCGCAGAGCCGCUCCGAUUUGGAUCAUGAUCAGGAGCAGGAUGAGGCAGAGGAUGCCAUGGAUGUGGAUGGGGAGGAGCAUGAGCAUCAGGGCACGUCUGCCUCCAACAGAGUGGAGGUGCGCGUCCUGCCCGAUGCUGAUGCCCAGGAGGAGGAGGUGCCCGCUGAGGUCAAGGAGAUCGAGCCCAUUGUGGCCGCCGAUCUGCCCGAGGAGGAGGCCAAGCACUAGAAGAGUCCGAUCUAAAUGGGAUCGGAACGAAUCAGUCACUAGUUAUCAUCGUAAUUCAAUCCUUUAAUCAUCCCGCGCCGCUUGAAUAUUAUUUAUUGCUGCCUCAUCCCAUUCCUUCCAUCCCUUUCUUAAUUCUCUUUAAGCCUACUCGUUGCAUUAGCUCGUUGCGAACACUUCGAUGCAGCGAGUGUCACUCGCACACUCUUUUAUAACCUCUCCGAAAGCACUCGUUGCAAUCAAGUCGUUCUUUACACCCCACUCGUUGAUCCCACUCGUUGCAACUCCCAUCCCCCCUUAAACACGGACCAGUUGCCAUAAAGAGAGAGAAAGUGUUGGUGGAAACUACAAAGAGAGAGAGAGAGAGAGCUAAAAAGAGAGAAAGACAGCGGCGAAUAGAGAAGCCAACGACACAAACACAUACACACAAACACACACACAGAAAGAGA
This is a messenger RNA of Drosophila pseudoobscura, 3927 nucleotides long. RefSeq names its product trithorax group protein osa. The record is from RefSeq and is a predicted model, not a curated record. NCBI's taxonomy places the organism in Eukaryota, Metazoa, Arthropoda, Insecta, Diptera, Drosophilidae. Bases 380 to 3481 code for a protein of 1033 amino acids. The transcript is spliced from 3 exons.